Molecule: messenger RNA, 2517 nt
Organism: Ostertagia ostertagi
Lineage: Eukaryota; Metazoa; Nematoda; Chromadorea; Rhabditida; Trichostrongylidae
Source: the annotation of a GenBank genome assembly
AUGACGACAACUGUAGAAACACUAUGCCCGGCGGCCCCAUUCUGCGAAGCAGUGAAAUGUACUUUUUGUAGUGCAAACAUUCUCAACCCAGAAUGUUGGCCAAUCAGCGCAAUUUUUGCGAUGGUAGCCAUAAUUUACUUCGUGGUAACUGGAUGCUACGUUUUCCUAUACGUACCUUUAGUGAUAGGUCGACCACUUCGCUUGAUAGCAGCCAUCACGUGGAUGUCACUACGUGGAGUGUCACGCCUGAUCAAACGAUUUUUCUUCAAAAACGACCUAGUGAAUCGACGUCGACGUCUUGCUGAAGUUUUAGCAAUCCUGGGUACGGUGUUGCAAGUUACAUACGGGUGCCAAUUGGUCGAUGUUUUCGAUCACCACUCCACCAUGUGUACGAAUACCCCUUCCGCACCAUGCCAGGUCCAUCUUUCCGAAGUACUCAAGAUUAGUGCUUUCAAGCAAGAAGCCUGUAUACGCUUAUCACAUAACGGCACGAUGAUGCAUGAAAUUCGACUGACCUGGAAAUCGCUGGACCUCCUGUGUGAGCCGGUAACAGAUCUAUUUACAAGGGAUACAAUGUACAAGAUUGUGGACAGCAAGCGAUGUGCACACAAGGGCUCCUGCAGAGAUGAAAAGUGCGGUUCCAUAAAUACGUCAAGUCUUUUAGAGGAGUUAGAAGAGGGGAAUAGAUUUCCAGGAAAGACCAACUGUAUCGAAUCCUGCGGAGGCUUAGGAUGUGGCUGCUUAUCUUUGAGUUCCGGGUGCCUUCUUUAUCGAAUUUACUUGGUCCCUGUUAGUGAGGUCGUCUACGAGAUCUUUCACUGUGCAAGAUGGAGAGAAGCGGCCAAGAUACGGAUAUCUCACACCGACGGAACCAGGAAGGCCAUUUCGACCCUCACCACAAGCUUGGUGCCGAAUAUUUCCAAAAAGUGGAACGCUCUAAGUUUCACACUCACAUCACUAUCUAUGCCUCCAAUGUUCCUUCUUAAUACGCCAUUCAUUAUGGAUGAACACCGAACUGCCAUAUGGAGCCCUAAUGCAAGACCGGCUCUGCAGUGCCAAACCUAUACGCACGCUCAAAAUCUCACAUGCGCGGUUGUGGAAGACUGCAACUGCAGGCCCGCCGAGACAAGAAUGAACUGCGACUGUAGAGAUUUUUCCGUUGCGCAGUGGUUCAAGAAUAUCAAGAAACAGCUACCGGCCACCUUUAACUCGCUUACUUUUCAGCGGCAUGGGAAGCUGGUAGUUGCACGCGUCUCUAAUAUGGUCACCUCAGAAAUUGCAAAAACCCUGGAGGCGUCAUGGCAGUACUAUCUUACCAGCAACCAGAGUAUGAGUGCUUUUGAGAAGGUCAUACGUGCGUACCAGUUCCUGAAUGAUGCUACCGAAUUGAGAACCAAUACCCUGCGUUGGACCCAGAGAUUUCUUCUUCUCGACGCCAUCUACUUAAUUUUGGUCAAGUGUAAGGGCAUUACGGUAAAUCGAAGGGAGCAAUGGGAGCAUGGAAAUCGAAGUAAACAUGACGUAAAUGCAACGGAUUUGCGAGUCCUUGUGGAUGAUCGGCUGCUUCGAUUAGACAACACGAUUGCAGCCAUUCAGAAGCAUAAAUUCGAGCAAACAAUGGAACUAGCUCGAGAUGAAAGGCCAUCAGUUCGUCGAGUAGAGCUAGUUGAAUCUUCUACGAACACCCAGGUGGACAAGCUCGAAAAACAAACAUCCACAAACACUCUAUUCGAGACUGACGAUGCCUCCACCCGUAAAGGAAAAAAUCCUUCCGAGUCUGCGAUAGACUCCAGACUGAAGCAGCUAGAACACCAGAUGCAAGACAUGGUCAAGAAAAUGGAGUCCCACUCAACCGUGGAGCCUCAGUCAACGUCGCAAGGAAAACGUAGGCACAGCGCCGAUGAUGUAGCGUCGGAUCCAAAAAUCCAAGUGAUGUCUGACGACGAGUACAUGUGGAGGCUAAUUCUGGAAUCUUCGGGCAAUGACGAAGAUACCCAACCGGAAGAGGCAAAUAAUAAGGAGGAGCAAGGAGCAGAUGGUGAGGGAAGGCACAACGUUCCGCCAAGACGUUCACGAAGAGAAAUCGAAAGGGACCUCGAAGUUCUCAAAGAUGGACUUCGUCUCCUCCCUAUACGACGACUGGGCCGCUGGAUACCACGUCGGGGAGACGUGAAAAAGGCGAAGAAACCCGGCGUUUGCGCAUUCUGUUAUGUCAGAGAUGAACAUUUUUCCGAUUCAUGUCCAGAGGUCGUGGACGGAAACGAGCGGUUCCGUAUAAGCCAAGAAGAGGGAAGAUGCCAAUACUGCUUGAAGUUCGACUGUAACCCCGAAGACUGUCCCAACCGUAACAAAUUAUGCUGGUACUGCGACAUUGCAAUUAAGAAAAAUCUAGGGUUCCUCGUCCCUAGAGACGACGGUCAUCAUCGAUCACUAUGCACUGUUCCGGAGUCGAAGAAUCGCAUCCGUCAGGCCAUUCAAGAUGUCCAACUCGAACUGGAACAAGUGGCGAGAAAGUAG